This is a messenger RNA of Chelonus insularis, 2197 nucleotides long. RefSeq names its product U6 small nuclear RNA (adenine-(43)-N(6))-methyltransferase. The record is from RefSeq and is a predicted model, not a curated record. Gene Ontology annotation, cellular component: nucleus. Gene Ontology annotation, molecular function: 23S rRNA (adenine(1618)-N(6))-methyltransferase activity. NCBI's taxonomy places the organism in Eukaryota, Metazoa, Arthropoda, Insecta, Hymenoptera, Braconidae. The transcript has 5 exons. The coding region runs from base 490 to 1995 and encodes 501 amino acids. Gene Ontology annotation, biological process: rRNA base methylation.
AUUACCUGAACAAGCUUGGCAAGUCUUAAUUCAUCUUUGGCAAUUGUAACUUUACAAGCUUUACAUGACGCUCUGCCACUCUUAGCAUAUUCCACGCGGAAAGGCAGUUGUUCAGUCAUUUUUUCACAAUAAAAAACUAAACACGUUCGAAAUUAUUGACGUGACAAGAUAGCCACGUCGUAAACUGGAACUUUAAAAUAGCUCACUUAUCAAAAGACGUCAACAAUCGUACUAAUAAAUUUCGUGUUAGCUUUUUUUUGUCAACUGUAAGACGUAAUAGAAUGUUAUAGCGUUUCUUUUUCAACGGUCCCGAAAAAUACGCAUCAUUUGGGAGUCACUAACCAAUUAAAUUCGUUCAUUUCCCCUUCCUCUCUUUUUGAAUAUCAACAAUGUAACAAGGUUAGGUUAUAAAGUUGUAGUACAAAUUUUACAAAGAGUGGAUGAAUUAACAUUCGUAAAUAUUAUUACAAAUCAUUAUAAAGUGAGAAUAUGUCACUAAGAAAAUUCAUGCACCCUGAAAAUAAAUAUAAAACACCUCCUAAUUUUAAAGAACUGGCAAAUCUUUAUUCUGAUUUCCGAGAAAAUGUUACUGUCGAUCUCUCCGGAAAGCUUCGAUACAAUUUCAAUAGUGGAGAAAGUCUUCGUAUUUUAACAAAAACUUUACUUCAACAUGAUUUUAAUAUAAAUGUAAAAAUUCCUGUAGAUAAAUUAGUGCCAGCUCUACCAUUACGAUUAAACUAUGUUCAUUGGAUAAAUGAUCUUACAAAACAUGCAGGCUUUUCUGAAGUAUCAGGCAUUGAUAUUGGCACUGGAGCAAUAGCUAUUUAUCCACUACUGUGUGCUAAAUUAUACGGUUGGAAAAUUAUUGGCACAGAUAUUGAUGAUUCUACAAUAAAAACAGCCAAAGAUAAUAUUAAGAAAAAUAACUUAGAAUAUUUAAUCAACAUCAUUUCAGUAGAUGGAACAAACAUCAUUAAAGAUGCAGUUCUUACAUCUACAUACUCCUUUACUAUGUGUAAUCCUCCAUUUUUCGAUGUCGAUGACAUCAAUGGUAGAAAAAAGAAACGUACACCUCCAAAAAAUGCAUCCACUGGCAGUGAAGCUGAACUUCUAGUUGAUGGAGGUGAAAAAUCAUUUGUUUCAAAAAUGAUGGAUGAAAGUCUAGAAUUAAAAAAUCAAGUAAAAAUUUAUACAACAAUGUUAGGACAAAAAACAAGUUUAGCCUUUUGUAGGUCAGAAUUAAAAAAAAGAAAUAUUGAAAACUCUACUUGGACAGAAUUUUGUCAGGGGCACACAAAGCGAUGGGGUUUGGCUUGGACAUUUAUGUCUAAAGAUCAAUUGAAUCUUUCAACAGCUCCAGUAAUAAGAACGAGAUUGGUAGCAGCUGCAAACAAAUCAAAAGAUCAUAAUACAACUGAGUUGAAAUUCCCAUUUAAUGAUAAAUAUAAAAAUAUUGAAAAUAUCAUAACUGCUUUCAAAGAGUGGAUAAAUGAAUUGAAGAUUGAAAUUAAAGAAAUAAAACUAGAUGAUGAAGAAACAAAUUGUUGGACGUGUCAGUUGACGGCUCAAAACAAUACUUGGACCCAUGCUAGAAGAAAACGACGGAUAGCUAUGCAACUGGCAAAAAGAGAUUCCAAAAAAAGUCGAUUAUCUGAAGACGAAGAAACUACUUCAUCUAUAGUGGAAGAAAAAAACAAUGACGAGUCCCCAGUAGACUCUUCGCCAACAGAACAUCACCUACCAUUUUUGAAUAUUACAUUAGGAAUUGGUAAAUUGAAUGAGGGAAGUGAUGGAGAAGAGAACAAAGAAGAAAAUGAAUAUAUUAAAAUUUUUAUGAUCUACCAUAAUGGUGAAGGUGGUAAAAACGGACUGGAAUCUUUUAAACAGUAUUUAAUUAAUAAACUAGGUAUCAGAGACUAUUUUCAACAACGAAAUAAGCAAAUUAAUUCUAAAUCACCAAAAAAGAAAAAAAAGAAGCGAAUGUCGGGUAAGUGAAUUAUAAAAAAUAAUUGUAAAUAUAAUAUGUAUAUAUUACAAUAAUGUUUGUAUUGUAUACAAAAUGAUGGUUUAUUUAACUUAUUGAAUUUUUUUCUUCAUUCAAUAUCAAAUUAUACAACAGAUAGUAAACAAAUCAUAUAUCUUGAAUUUUAUAAUUAUUUAUUCCUUAUUGUUUAAGAUUUUUUAUUAGAUUUUCUAA